AUGCACACCCACAUCACCGCCAAGAGCAAAGCUGCCAUGAAACGCAGCGUCCUCGUCGAUCACAAAGCUCCUCCUACCCAGACCCCUAUCGCUCCUCUUCGUCGCUCUACUCCCAUCCUCACCAGAGCCGAAUCUAGCCGUCGAGAGUUCCUCCUUCCUACCCCACUCGUGCUCGUCAACCUCGUUCCCCCCACGCCAGAAAAGAAGCGCAUUCGCUCCAAAGCUAGCGCAGGGCUUGUCCCCUCCAGUAGGGCCGCCCGUGGUGGGCCUGUCGCGAAGGCCUUGGCUGCUGGGCAGAGCUGGCCACCUCGUGCCAUUGGUGCAAGCUGCAGCAAGCAGAUGGAAGACGGGGAAAUGCUGGGUGACACUUGGUUCAGGGAGUGGGCGACUCGCAAGAUGGAGCAGGAGGAGGGGGAGCAGUUGAGGCUCGCUGCUGAGGCUGAGGCUGAGGCCGAGGCCGAUACAACCAUCGUGGUUAUCGAGCAGGACAGUGAAGAGUCCCUCGUCCUUGGCGACUUUGACGACGCUCAAGAUGAGGAGUCUCUGCUCGUCCUCGCCAGUGAUGACGACACAACCAUGCCCAGCUGCGAUGCCAGCUGCGACGCUAGCUGCAACGCUAGCUGCGAGGAGGCGGAUCUUGGCUUCGCCCUUCUUGACGACGAUGAGAUGGUGGAUGCGUCCUUCGAUCUCAUCGAGGAGGAUGAGAAGGCGCAGCGUCUUGCCAGCGAUGACCCGAAGAGCAGACAGCAGGAGGCUUCUCUUGAAGAGCAAGAGCAGCAGGGAGCCCUCAAGCCGAUGAAGAGGAAGCAUGAGCAGGAGCACGAGGAAGAGGAGCAGCGCCGCGAUCUCACGGAGCUCUCGCAGGCAGCGCCCUCUUCCCCACCUGUCUCCCUCUGGCCCUCAUCCUCAUCCAAGCCUGGCUGUCUCCACACCGAGCUGCUCUCCAUCCUCGCCCACCUCGCCGAAACCCGCUCCAUGCUCGCAGCGCACCAGGAGGACCAGCAGGCCAAGAAGGCAGUGGAGUUGGCUCAACUCAAGAGGUUGAAUGCCGCAGAGGAGGAGAUGGAUAAGCUGUGUGCUAUCCUGUCGAGUAGGCCGGGGCCGAAGGCUCCGUGGAAGAAGAGGGAGGAGGAAGAGGCGAGGAAAAGCGGUAGACCGCAGCAGCAGGCAAGGAGGAGGAGCGAGCGUCUACGAAGAGGCGGGGACAGCCUCGUAGCUAUCACCCCCGCCGUAGACGUCAUUACCUCACCCGCCGCUGCUCUUGCCGCGCCCAAACCAACGGAGAAGCCGGCCCGCAGCAACAAGAGGAAGGCAAGCGGCGAUGCGCUCUUCAGCUUCAGCAUCGCCAUUCUCGUAGCCUUUGAGCCUGGCAUUCGCUCCCGUAGCUGCCUCCGACGCGAGAGAGAAUCUCUCUCAACGAUCGUGCGGCACGACUUCGUCAUCAAGGGGCCGAGCGCGAUGGCAGAGGACAGGACUGCACGAGCGGAGAAGGGCGAGAAGGAGGGAGUAGGGCUCCCAGGCCUGCAAGCUCAAGAGAGCGAGUCUGCGCUGGUGAAGAAGUGA
This is a messenger RNA of Jaminaea rosea, 1563 nucleotides long. RefSeq lists its product as hypothetical. The record is from RefSeq and is a predicted model, not a curated record. Lineage: Eukaryota; Fungi; Basidiomycota; Exobasidiomycetes; Microstromatales. Bases 1 to 1563 code for a protein of 520 amino acids. The transcript has 3 exons.